CUCAAAAUUGCAAUUUGAUUAAUUAGCGUGACCAAAUUUGUAGUUCAUUCAUUUAUUAUUUUUCCUAAGUCCUAACUACUCACUUCACUCUGCACCGGUGUAACUUUCAUCACUAGAAAGAACCCUUCUUCAUUAUUCGACUCGCUCUCUAAUCUACACUGCAGGCACAAGGGGUGAUCUGAGAUUACACGUAAAACGAUGGUGAAGGCUGUAGUAGUUCUUAGCAGCAGUGAGGGUGUUAGUGGAACAAUUCACUUCAACCAAGACGGAGAUGGCCCGACAACUGUGACUGGAAACAUUUCCGGCCUAAAACCCGGGCUCCAUGGAUUUCAUGUACAUGCCCUUGGUGACACCACCAAUGGUUGCGUGUCGACUGGACCCCACUUCAAUCCAGCUGGCAAAGAGCAUGGUGCCCCCGAUGAUGAAGUUCGCCAUGCUGGCGACCUUGGUAACAUCACUGUUGGGGAAGAUGGUAUAGCUUGUUUCACCAUUGUUGAUAAGCAGAUACCACUUUCUGGACCAAAUUCCAUAGUUGGACGAGCUGUGGUUGUCCAUGCUGAUCCUGAUGAUCUUGGACGAGGUGGACAUGAACUGAGCAAAUCCACUGGAAACGCUGGUGGAAGAAUUGCUUGUGGUAUAAUUGGUCUUCAGGACUAAGUAAAAUCUACAUUUGUGUGGGUUUUAAUUUUUAUUGUCUUAGUAACCGGUUUGUGGGUAGACAUGUUCGCAUUUGCACUUUAGAAGGGUUUUUGCAAUAAAAAAGCAGUGUUGGAUUCUGUGUUUUCAUGCGUAAUUUUAACCUUUGGUGCUGUUUUUUAGAGUCUAAUGGUGACCGAGUUAUUCGAGUCUUCGAUUAAUUUGAAACUAUUGAAGUUUGUGGCCUCGAUCUAUUAGAAAGGUAACUUAUAAUGUGAUGAAAGAUAAAGAAUGCGAAAGUGAUUGGAUGGUAUUUUUCUCCUU
Molecule: messenger RNA, 960 nt
Organism: Striga asiatica
Lineage: Eukaryota; Viridiplantae; Streptophyta; Magnoliopsida; Lamiales; Orobanchaceae
Source: the annotation of a GenBank genome assembly